Molecule: messenger RNA, 968 nt
Organism: Kockovaella imperatae
Lineage: Eukaryota; Fungi; Basidiomycota; Tremellomycetes; Tremellales; Cuniculitremaceae
Exons: 3
Coding region: 165-722 (185 amino acids)
Source: RefSeq, a predicted model, not a curated record
GCCCGCGCCAACGAUACACUGUCCUGGUCGAUCUACCUAUUUCUCCCUUUGAUCUGGCAGCGUAGGGGGAUUGUAUCAAAGGGUCAGCAGACAAAGGACGAUUGCAGGUCUAAAAAGUCGCACUAAAGCCUGAGAGUCUUUUAGACAGCCGUUUACACCUCACUAUGGCGUUAUAUCUUGAACUUUACGAUGCGCCUGGCUCACCACUGCCAGACGAGAAGCGGUCCAUAUUCAAUCCAUUCACCCUGUGCCUUCGACUGAAUAAUCUUCCGGCGGCCGUCAAGCCGACUCACUUGACCCAUGUAUUGAGUUAUCCGCCGACUAGGCACGGUGCCAUGAGUUGUAAACGUGAGAAUGGCGUGAGCUUGGUCGAGAUUUAUACGGUUCCAAAGAAGGUCAGGUCAAGUCCUGUUGCUGGCGUCAAGCGCCUUCUCUGUGUUACAGUGGGCCGUCUGGGUGCCCGGAGCAAGUGGAACCGGCUGCCUGCCUCAGCCGUAGAGAAUGAUGGUGUUCACAGUCCGUCCACUCCCCGCGAGGCAAUUUGGCUGCUUGGGCAGCCGGAGACGGAGACAUUUGCGAUCGUCCACUUCCGUGACGAGUUUUCCUUGUACCGAGCCAAGGAUAUCUUUCGUCGAGUGACCAUAGACGGACGGCACGUCCAGCUGAAGACUCGGCGGUGGAACGGUUCAGCAAUGAAGAGAUUGCUCUCGUGCUGGACAUGAAUGCCUCGAGAACCAAUCCGCUCGAGAUGAGUCCAACGUGAUCAGACGCCGCGACUCGCCGAGCUACUCCUCUGUGUCCAGCCGGCUACGGCGCCUGCUUUCGCACCAACCGCUCUCAGUCCAUCCUUUGCCUGCUCGAGGUACUGCUCAAUGCCUCCUGUGCCGGCUCCACUGGAUCCUGAAGGAACAAUAUACGUGGGAGGAGAGGCGACACUUGCCCCUGCGGAGCUAACUUCGGCCACGGCA